GGAACCGCUGGUGAAAAGGAUUCAGAUGAGGACCUGAAAAGGAGUUUUACAGAGCUGCAGGAUUCCCUGAGAAGAUCCUUCAAGUUUGCUUUCCAGACCUGAAAUGCCACUAGUGAAUAAUCAAGGUAAUGUUUGCCAUCAUUUUAAAUGUGAUCCUUUGGGUACCCCACGUCCAUGCGGUGUGGGCCUGUGUGCGGUCCUGCCCUGCCAACUGCGUGUGCACUCAAGAGCGGAGCUGCUCCGUCCUCUGCGAUCGUGUCGGUCUGGGGCAGAUCCCUACCCAGUUCCCUUGUGAAGCCUCCUCUAUUAACCUGGACAAAAACAGCAUCAAGUUCCUCUCUGAGAGGGCCUUUGGGACCUUGCCUUCCCUCAAGUCCCUGUCCCUCAAUCACAACAAUAUCUCCUUCAUCACCCCAGGAGCUUUCAAGGGGCUGCCCAGCUUGACUGAGCUGAAGAUGGCCCACAAUGAGUACAUUCGCUAUCUCCACACGCGGACUUUCACUGCCCUCAAACGGCUGGUGAAGCUGGACCUGGCGGACUGCAACCUUUUCAACAUCCCUGACAGGAUCUUCAUUGAGUUGCCUGCUCUACAGGAGCUCUUCUGCUUCCAGAACAACUUCCGGAGGAUCCCAGGUGCCAUCAGGGGCAUGGGGAACCUGACCCAUGUUUACCUGGAGAGAAACAGGAUUGAAGCGGUAGCCUAUAACUCCCUGCAGGGCCUGACCAAACUGAAAUACCUGAAUCUGCAGGACAACAAGAUAAAUGUAGUUCAUGAGCGAGCUUUUCAGGGCUGCCAGAAGAUGGAAUACCUGUAUCUGAAUGACAAUUUGAUCAGCGAGCUUCCAGAAAACUCCUUUGAUGGCCUCAGGUGCCUGAAGAUGCUCAACCUAGGGGGGAAUUUUCUUAGGAACAUUUCCAACACCUGGUUCAGGGACCUGGGGCAGCUGGAGGUACUCUACCUGGAUCGUAACAGGAUCAACUACAUUGAGGAUGGGGCUUUUGAAAACCUCACCAGCCUGGUUGCGUUGCACUUGAACAGCAACAACCUGACAACCCUGCCCUUUUCUGUCUUCCAGCCAGUGUACUUCCUUGGGCGACUGUACCUCUUCCGCAACCCCUGGGAGUGUGACUGCCGCAUCGAGUGGCUGAAGGAGUGGAUGGAGAAUUACAGGCUUGUCAGGGAUAUUCCCUGUGCCUCCCCCUCCUCAGUAGCUGGGAUUGACCUAAUGGACGUGCUCUAUGAGAGAUCUCCAGAAGGUUACUGUCUUGACCCGGCUGAGCUAAAUGUCACAUCUGAAGGCCCGACCCCAACUGAAGAGCCUUGGUCUACCACAGAGAGCAAGUUCAACAGCCUUAUCUCCAAACUCUUGCUCCAGAUGGGCCUUUCUGAAGAGGUGGCAAAUACCACUGAAGUCUACAGUAACACCACACAGCUGGGUGGACUGACUGAUGGGGUUUCUUCUGGGGUGGGGAAAGACAGAAUGGAGGCCGUCUCCUUCUCUUUUUACCUUCCAGCCCUUUUUACAGUGAUUGUUUGGCAAUGCAAAUAGUCCAAGGGCUACAUGAAGCAUGGGUCCUGCAUAAGUGUUCCUGUACCUACUCAAGUCAUCAGGGAAAAGUUUGUAUUAUGAGCCUCCAAUACAUAACUGGAUCCAAACUCUCCCAUGUUGGGUUGGUUGGAUCUGGCUCCUGAUUCUCCUGGGAGCUAGUGGGAUCUGUUUCAAGGCUGGAUCACACUUCAGGUGAUAAACCUGUCCUGUGGGUUCUUAGUGCUGCCCACUCACACUGCUGUGUGGAAGAUGAGCAAUGAAAGGAUAACUGUAAGGUUGAGUUUCACUUAGAGACAUGCAAUGGCUCCUACUGGGAGCAGAGGGAAGAGCAGUCUGUAUGGAUGGCAGUGCGGUACUCUGUAUUCUGUUGGGCCAACUCCAGUUGACCAAACUGUCUGCUUUAUAAGAGCAAGACAAGGCAUCAAAAGCACCCCCCCCCCCCCCCCUUCAUAUCCUGACAGACACCCACACCCACAGUGGAUGCUUCCAGAUGCUGGCAAACUGAUUUCCACCAGCAUGUGUGGGGGGAACAGGGCUGUCUUGAGCAGCAUCCAGGGAUGCAACACUAGCCCUUGUGAACAAGAGAACAGCAUCUGGGGAUGGCGCCUGCCCCAGGCAGGGCUGGGAUGGGGCACAUACUUCUCUGGGGAAAAGCUAUUUAAACUGAACAGCUUACUUACUAACAUUGUUUCAAUGUGUUUUUACUUCUCAGUAUAUUGUUUCAAGGAACAUAUUGUUUUUAUUUGUAGAUUAUUUCAUGGCAUGAAGGGAGGGGCAGAACAUUGCAAUGACAAAUGCAUCCACGCCCUGCUAAAUAUUUUGUAUUUCCACCACUAACGUGUACCAUAUAGCAUGUCAUAUUAUGCUGUACAACCAACUAUGCCAUCAUUUUCUUUCAUAGAAUCAUAGAAUGGUUUGGGUUGGAAGGGACCUUGGGUGACAUAGUUUA
Pezoporus flaviventris is the source of this 2499-nucleotide messenger RNA. It is a transcript of the gene NYX, whose product is annotated as nyctalopin. The record is from RefSeq and is a predicted model, not a curated record. NCBI's taxonomy places the organism in Eukaryota, Metazoa, Chordata, Aves, Psittaciformes, Psittacidae. Gene Ontology annotation, molecular function: protein binding. Bases 129 to 1550 code for a protein of 473 amino acids. The transcript is spliced from 3 exons. Gene Ontology annotation, cellular component: extracellular matrix.